Molecule: messenger RNA, 678 nt
Organism: Strongylus vulgaris
Lineage: Eukaryota; Metazoa; Nematoda; Chromadorea; Rhabditida; Strongylidae
Source: the annotation of a GenBank genome assembly
GUCCGCGGCGCCGUGAACGCGAUUGGGGGCGCAACGGGGGGACUCGGCGCGGUAGAUAAGCGGCAGCGAUGUCGUCGCUGUAGCUCAUUUGCUAGUUGUUCAUCUUCAGUCGUCAUGUCUUCUGCUCCAGUCAGUUCACCUAAGGUUGCUAAGGCACCUAAGGCUAAGACCGCUAAGGUCGCUAAGAAGGCUCCAUCACAUCCAACUUAUUCUGCUAUGAUUCGUAAGGCUGUGGCUGAGCUGAAGGAGAAGUCUGGAUCGUCAAAGGCCGCUAUCCUGAAGUACAUCCUUCAGCACUACAAACUCGGAGAGAAUGUUGCUAAGGUCAACGCUCAAUUAAAAGUUGCCAUAAAGCGAGGCGUAAUCAAGGGAGACCUUAAGCAGGUCAAGGGAAGUGGAGCAUCUGGAAGCUUCAAGCUUGAAGAAAAGAAGGCUGCUGCUCCCAAAGUCAAGAAGCCAGUUGCCAAGAAGCCAGCAGGCGAGAAGAAAGCGAAAACCGCUAAGAAGCCAGCUGCCAAGAAGCCUAAGGCUGAGAAGAAGGCCAAGAGCCCGAAGAAGGCGAAAGCACCCAAGGCCAAAUCUGCCAAGAAGCCCGCUGCAGCAAAAGCCACCAAGAAAGCCACGAAACCCAAGGUCUCCAAGCCGAAAGCGGCCAAGAAGGCACCAACGAAGGCCUAA